GCUACACGUUUGGUAAUAAUUUUCCAAUUCAAUAAAUUUCCAGGAAAAACCACAGACACACACACCUCGCCCCCCCCCUUUUUCUCCCCUCCUUCUUCCUUCCCUGCGUGCAUCUUCUGUUUGACUCCUCCUCCUCCAUGACAGCAUCGAGCAAGUGACCGACUAGCCCCUGUUGGACGACUGGGGACCUCAUUCUCUCACUCCCAUUCCUCCUCACUUUCCACAAUCCCCCCCCCUCCCUUCUCCCUCCUCCCCUGCUUCUCUCAGCUAUUUGCCUUCCACCUCUUCCCCCCACUACGCAUUCUCACCGCCUCGCCGAAUAAUUAUCCCGCUCGUCAAUUCCCAGCCGUCAUCAUCCCAUUUGUCACCUCUGGCAGCAUCCUCACUCCAUGUUGGCCAGCAAUUUAUCUCAAUGGAGGUCACCUCCGCCUAUCAUGGAGACUCCACUGGUAGAGGCGGCAUCCCUACCUGCAGACUCGUUCCUAGGAUCCAACCUGUUGUCCCCAAAACCGUUCAAGCACGACGUGGAAUUCUCGUCCAGAGGUCCACUCAUACCUCCGUGCGAGCACAGUCAUUCAGACGGGGAGAUGCAUUCUCAUGCGUUUGACCUGCUCUCGCUCUCUGGACCUAGUCCCUCCAGCGACACGGCUGUCCCGUCAUCUGUCCCCGCCACGUCUGUCCUCUCCGCGACCCGACCUACGGGGAUCACUGCUGCUCUGCCACCGAAACCACGGAGAAUGAGCAGUUCGACCACUGGAGUAUUGGGAAGAGGGAAGCUCGGAUUAACGGGAGAUUCUACACAUCCUCCGCCUAAUGCCAAUGGUCGACCAACUCUCAAUCACGCCGCGACUCACUCAUCCUCCUCUCGCCGUCCUGGAUCGAGCUCUUCUACCACGCCCCAAUUAUUCGACUUUACAAAAACUGAUCGUCGACCAUCACACAAUGGCCCCAGGCCAGUAGUGCACGAUCGUCGGUCGAUCUCAAAUCCGCUGAUUGCAGCGUCGUUACCGAAUGGAUCGUCUCUUGGCUCGCACGUCCACAACUCGUCUUUCAAAUCCGCACUCAGAGCACAGGCAUUGGCACAGAACGGGGCACUGAGAGCAAACGCUGUCGAGGAUGGAGAAUUGGACAUGACAUUCGACGGGGAGGACGAAGACGACGAGUUGGGCAGUUUGGAGGAUCUAGAUAUGGACCUGGAUGGCGAGGAUCUGACACCAGAGGAGAUAAAAAAGCUUGCGUUGGGAUCAGGCAGCGGCGGUGUCAAGGGCAGAAGGAAGGGAAUGGUCUUCAAGUGUGAAAACUGUGGCAAGGAAUAUCGCCACCCCAGUUGUCUCAUCAAACAUCGGUGGGAACACAGUCCGCACUGGCAAGAGCCUACCCAGGUUAGCAUGUCGAAGCAUCAGCAGGUGCAGCUUUUAGAAGUGAGUAGCGGAGACAUCCGUUCAGUCCCCCAAAUCUCAUUGAAUCACUUGCAGGCCGCCGCCAUCCUCGCCCAUCUCGACCCAUCCCAAGGCCGCUCACUACCGACCGACAAAUCUCUCUGGCCAGCCAUACUAUCACCCAUGCUGGGAGAAACGGCACAAUUGCGUCGUCCAUCUGUUUCUGGCGAGACCGCGUCCAGAGACCCAUCCUCUGUCCGCUCACCUCAGAGCACCGUCCCUCCACUGACUCCAUCCUCUCUUCGAGACGUUUCCAAUAUGCAACAACCAAGAAAAUCAUCGCCAGGCAGCGAUUCGACCACCUCGUCCGAUGGUUACUCGCAAUUACGGGUAAAUGGUAUCGAUCACAGUCGACCAGUCGGUAUCAACGCCAAUGCCAAAGCCAACGGUCAUCACAACCGACCCACUUCCUCCUUGUCCUCUUCUAUACCUGGACCUGGGACGCCGCAAAGUGUCGGAUCACUCCCUAACGAGCUCGCCGGGCUUCACUUUUAUCCUCAAGGCACGCCAAGCUCACUCGCUGGAUCCAAUGCCAUUAGUCCUAUCCCGAACCGUGGUGGCGCACCAUUAUCCCUCAAGAGUCGUGGAGGCGUUGGUGGAGGCAUGUUUGGACCUAUCAACACCGCCAUGCCUUCGUCCAGUGUCCGAUCUGGAGCCAUGGCAGAUGAUGAGGAAGAGCUCAGUUCAGAAGGACGAGGGGAUGGAUCUUCACCGAGAGGAAGAGGGAAGAGCAGUUCAGAAGAAGUGGAAGAGAGGAGGAAGAACAGGGAAGGGGAAGAGUGGGGUAUGGCCAUGGAGAUGGAAUUGUGAGCGUGGAAGGCAGCGUCGUGGCUAGGCGCCAUAGCACUCGCUGGCAUCUGUAAUAUCAUGUCUCGGAGGGAAGGGGAGAUCAAAGAGGAGAAACGUUGAAAGGCGGGUGUUUGUGAGAACGGAAAUGAAAGCCGGGAAAGGGUUAAGCGCAAUGACAAAUCAAAGUAAUUAUCAACAUUCUCAAGGAGGUUCUGUCUGUAUUUCCCGUGGAUGUGGAUGGGACUAGGAGCCUCCGAGGAGGAUGCACAUGUCAAAGUUUAUGAAUCACAAAUGCAUGCAGUGGGAUACAC
Kockovaella imperatae is the source of this 2539-nucleotide messenger RNA. RefSeq lists its product as hypothetical. The transcript is spliced from 5 exons. The coding region runs from base 390 to 2249 and encodes 619 amino acids. NCBI's taxonomy places the organism in Eukaryota, Fungi, Basidiomycota, Tremellomycetes, Tremellales, Cuniculitremaceae. The record is from RefSeq and is a predicted model, not a curated record.